Spinacia oleracea (spinach) is the source of this 1090-nucleotide messenger RNA. RefSeq lists its product as uncharacterized. The record is from RefSeq and is a predicted model, not a curated record. Lineage: Eukaryota; Viridiplantae; Streptophyta; Magnoliopsida; Caryophyllales; Amaranthaceae. The transcript is spliced from 3 exons. Bases 22 to 933 code for a protein of 303 amino acids.
AUUAGAGCUCUUACCAGUUCGAUGGAUAAUAAUAUCUCAGCCAUGAAUGAUUUAAUAAAUUCAACAGAUAAUCAACCAGAGGACUGUCAUACUCAUGAUGAACGCACGCCUCGCUGUGUUUCGACCUUGGAUAGUCAUGGUUCCUACACAAAAAAGACUGAAAAUGAGCAUCUUAAUAUGAAGCGAAAUUCUGAAGCACUGCAGCAGCCACCAGAUAAGCAUCAACCUCUGAAUAAGCAACAAGUAAAGAAGCCUCGGAAACUGCCAAAAGAGAAAGACUUUAUGGAUUCGAUGUUUAUAUCCUCACCCAAAAUCACUCCUAGGAAUGCUCCAAGCCGCCACCCUAGAGGCGGUCCAACAACAACUAAAAAAUUUGUGCUCCAGAGAAGGAACACGUUAUGUGUUUCAGAUCCAGUGACACCGGCUACUGCUGAUUUAGCUUCAACUCCAGUGACACCUUCUACUGCUGAUUUAGAUGAGUUUUUUGUUUCUUCUGAUGAGGAAGUUGGAGCAAUAAUAGCUGAACAUGAGACUGAGGUGCAAGACAAGUUUGCUGCUCUUGGAACAUCUGUUACAUCAACUUCUCCCCUGCCAUUAGAUGGUGGUUCAGAAAGCAACCUGCAGCUUCCUCACUCUGCAACAUCCGACACAUCAACUUCUUCCCUUCUAUUAGAUGGUGGUUCAGAAAGCAACCUGCAGCUUCCUCACUCUGCAACAUCUGAGACAUCAACUUCUUCCCUGCCAUUAAAUGGUGGUUCAGAAAGCAACCAGCCUCCUGACUCUGCAAUGACGCCUUUUCAGCGCUUACUUCGAUUGAUUCACACAGUAUCUGACAAAACUCUGGAGAGCUCUAUGAAUGACAUGUAUUCGGCCAUCCAAGGCAUGGACAAGCUGGCCGAGUUUGAUAGUUAUGACGAAAACAAGCCAAGUUAAAGAUUACGUGACAUAAAUGCAAUUUGUAGGGAUACCUUCCUUUUUUGAAACUAAUUAGUAGGAUACCUCAACCACCUUUGGAUGAUCAUACACCAAUGUUUGUGAUAUGAUAUAUUGGUGCAAAAACUGUACAUGGUAGAUGAUCUCUUAUUCCUUA